CACAUUUUCAACACAAAACCGAUCAUAUCAAAUCAUAUCCAAUUUUUUCAACGAAGAGAAUUGGAUCUCCGAUUCACAGACGCCACAUUAGACCACCAAUUCCCUCCUCUCACCUAUAAAAACCACUGCAAAUUCCACAGAUUUGUGAAUCUGCGAGUUUUGAUUUCUUAGGAUCUGAAUUUUGGAUAGAGAGAUGGGGAGUUUAGGGACGAUGUUGAAGCAUCCAGAUGAUGUGUAUGCUCUAUUGAAGCUGAAGAUGGCGGCGAAGCAAGCGGAGAAGCAGAUCCCGCCGCAGCCUCACUGGGCCUUCUGCUACACUAUGCUCCUUAAAGUCUCUCGGAGCUUCGCUCUCGUCAUUCAACAGCUCGGUCCCCAGCUCCGCGACGCUGUGUGCAUAUUUUAUUUGGUUCUUCGAGCCCUCGAUACUGUUGAGGAUGACACUAGCAUACCUACAGAUGUGAAAGUGCCUAUCCUCAAAGCUUUUCAUCAGCACAUAUAUGAGCAAGAUUGGCACUUUUCAUGUGGCACAAAAGAGUACAAGGUGCUCAUGGACCAGUUUCAUCAUGUUUCAACUGCUUUUCUGGAGCUUGGAAAAGGUUAUCAGGAGGCCAUUGAAGAAAUAACACAGCGAAUGGGCGCAGGAAUGGCAAAAUUUAUAUGCAAGGAGGUGGAAUCCAUCGAUGACUAUGAUGAAUAUUGCCACUAUGUAGCAGGACUCGUAGGGCUAGGUCUUUCCAAGCUUUUUCAUGCCUCUGGAUCUGAAGAUUUGGCUUCAGAUUCUCUCUCGAAUUCCAUGGGAUUAUUUCUUCAGAAAACAAACAUCAUUCGUGAUUAUUUGGAGGAUAUAAACGAGAUACCUAAGUCCCGCAUGUUUUGGCCUCGCGAGAUCUGGAGUAAAUAUGUUAACAAACUUGAGGACUUGAAAUAUGAGGAGAAUUCAGUCAAGGCAGUGCAAUGCUUGAAUGACAUGGUAACUAAUGCCUUGAUCCAUGUUGAGGAUUGCUUAAAGUACAUGUCCGCGCUGCGAGAACCAGGCAUAUUUCGAUUUUGCGCCAUCCCUCAGAUUAUGGCAAUUGGAACGCUGGCACUGUGCUACAACAACAUUGAAGUCUUCAGAGGCGUAGUGAAGAUGAGGCGUGGUCUCACUGCAAAAGUCAUUGACCAAACAAGGACAAUGUCUGAUGUGUAUGGUGCUUUCUUUGACUUUUCCUCAAUGCUGACGUCCAAGGUUGACAAGAAUGAUCCUAAUGCAGUAAAAACACUGAGCAGGCUGGAAGCAAUACAGAAAACUUGCAGGGACUCGGGUGUCCUAAAUAAGAGGAAAACUUACGUACUUGAUAACGGGUCAAAAUAUGCCCCUCUUUUGUUGGUCAUCCUUUUUAUUGUAUUUGGCAUCUUUAUCGCCAAUAUGUCCCCUGGCUGGCCAAAUAAGUAGGGACGUCGGCCACUGAGUUUCUUGUAACAUGGAUGCCGGACGAGAAUGGCCAAUGCCAAUCCUUUAUCAAUGGACAUCCUUAUCUUCUGCUUGAGUAUAUAGUUUUGCAAUGGAUAUGGUUGACUGUAUAUUCAACAUAUUUUAUGGAAACUAUUGAUUGUAAAACCGACAUGAAAUGUAUCUUUGCGAGGACCUAAGUGUGCUUAGUCAACUUUUCUUAUUGGCCGAACAGAUUCUAUCAGCAGCAGACAUAAGUGACCUCUGGUUUGGUUCUUAGUCUAGCUGUGAUCAUAUAAUAAGCAUAAUGCCUAUUUAAAUUCUUGUAAAGCAAUUUAGAACUGUUCCUUGCUUUCGUAUGAUGUGUUAAUCAAUACAUGAUCUGCCAUUGAUCUGC
This is a messenger RNA of Tripterygium wilfordii, 1829 nucleotides long. Its product is annotated as squalene synthase 2-like. Bases 194 to 1435 code for a protein of 413 amino acids. The transcript is spliced from 14 exons. Gene Ontology annotation, biological process: farnesyl diphosphate metabolic process; lipid biosynthetic process. Gene Ontology annotation, molecular function: squalene synthase [NAD(P)H] activity. NCBI's taxonomy places the organism in Eukaryota, Viridiplantae, Streptophyta, Magnoliopsida, Celastrales, Celastraceae. Gene Ontology annotation, cellular component: endoplasmic reticulum membrane. The record is from RefSeq and is a predicted model, not a curated record.